AUGUGGUUAUUUGGGGACGAUCAGGGCUACGUUUUGUACCCCCAGAUUGGGGACCGUCUGGACCUCAUAUGCCCGGCAGCGGACCCUCCCGGCCCCCAUGGCCCGGCCGAGUACGAGUUCUACAAGCUAUACCUGGUGUCAUCGCGAGAGCAGGCAGACCGGUGCGAGGUGACCGGCUCGCCGAACCUGCUGCUGACCUGCGACAAACCCACCAGCGACACGCGUUUCACCAUCAAGUUCCAGGAGUAUUCACCCAACCUGUGGGGUCAUGAGUUUAAGACCAUGCAUGACUACUUCAUCAUCGCCACCUCAGACGGAACCCGCCAGGGGCUUGGAGAGCAUGAGGGGGGAGUGUGUGCCACGCAGGGCAUGAAGGUGGUCCUUAAAGUGGGGGCAGAGUUGCUGGGAGGCCCCUAUGGACUUCCACCGAAACCAGCCAAACCUGACGGACGCACCAACUCCAGGAACCCAGGAGGGAACGGCACGUAUCCCAGAGUUCCCGGCGGCGCCGGUGAGAACGGUCCACUCCCCGCGUCCAACAUCCCGCUGAUCGCCGGCGCGGCCGGUGGCUCCGCCUUCCUCCUGCUGGUCAGCGCCGUCAUCUGCGUGGUGUGCUACCGCCGGCGGCACGCCAAGCACUCCGAGUCGCACCACCCGCCCCUCUCCCUGUCGUCGCUGACCAGCCCCAAGCGCGGCGGCGGAGGGGUCGGCCUGGGGGGUCUGGGCAGCCUGGGGGGUCUCGGCGGGGGUGGGGGCGGCAGCGGCAACAACAACGGCUCGGAGCCCAGUGACAUCAUCAUCCCGCUGCGGACUUCCGACUCGGCGUACUGCCCGCACUACGAGAAGGUGAGCGGGGACUACGGCCACCCUGUCUACAUCGUCCAGGAGAUGCCGCCGCAGAGCCCUGCCAACAUCUACUACAAAGUGUGAGGGGGCGGAGGAAGAGGGGAACAACAGCAGAGAGAGAAAGAGAGAUGGAGAGACACAGAGAGACGAAGAGAGAGUGAGAGAGACGCCAGAUCAAAUGUAGACAACCCCUCCCACCCCCCCCACCCCCCUUAGACGAAGU
This is a messenger RNA of Alosa sapidissima (American shad), 1069 nucleotides long. RefSeq names its product ephrin-B3b (gene efnb3b). Gene Ontology annotation, molecular function: ephrin receptor binding. The record is from RefSeq and is a predicted model, not a curated record. Gene Ontology annotation, cellular component: plasma membrane. Gene Ontology annotation, biological process: axon guidance; ephrin receptor signaling pathway. Lineage: Eukaryota; Metazoa; Chordata; Actinopteri; Clupeiformes; Clupeidae.